Molecule: messenger RNA, 1721 nt
Organism: Ipomoea triloba (trilobed morning glory)
Lineage: Eukaryota; Viridiplantae; Streptophyta; Magnoliopsida; Solanales; Convolvulaceae
Product: ATP-dependent 6-phosphofructokinase 3-like
Exons: 13
Coding region: 72-1538 (488 amino acids)
Biological process (GO): fructose 6-phosphate metabolic process; glycolytic process
Cellular component (GO): cytoplasm
Molecular function (GO): 6-phosphofructokinase activity; ATP binding
Source: RefSeq, a predicted model, not a curated record
UCGAUCGCGUUGGAGAUUACAGAGAAGAAACAGAGACGAAGAACACUCAAAUUAGAUCAGGAGAAUUGAAGAUGAGCGGAGGAGAUAGCAAUUCUCAGAUGAAGAUCGUCAAAGGAGACUUUGGCUAUGUGCUUGAGGAUGUUCCUCACCUCACCGAUUACAUCCCUGAUCUUCCUACUUAUCCGAACCCAUUGCGCUCUAAUCCUGCAUAUUCCGUUGUCAAGCAGUACUUUGUAAACAUGGAAGAUACAGUUCCCCAAAAGGUUGUUGUUCACAUUGGCAGUCCAAGAGGGGUGCAUUUUAGGCGUGCUGGUCCUUGUCAAAAGGUGUAUUAUAGAUCAGAUGAUGUGCAUGCAUGCAUUGUAACAUGUGGGGGUUUAUGCCCUGGCCUAAAUACUGUCAUCAGGGAAAUUGUUCACAGCCUUGAUUACAUGUAUGGUGUGAAGAAGAUCCUUGGAAUUGAGGGAGGCUAUAGGGGUUUCUAUGCCAAGAACACCAUCAAUUUAACCCCAAAGCUUGUAGAUGACAUACAUAAACGUGGUGGUACAAUCCUUGGAACAUCUCGAGGAGGUCAUGACACUACAAAAAUUGUUGACAGUAUACAGGACCGUGGGAUUAAUCAGGUUUAUAUAAUUGGCGGGGAUGGAACCCAAAAAGGAGCAGCUGCUAUCUAUGAGGAAGUAAGGCGGCGUGGUCUCAAAGUGUCGGUUGCAGGGAUUCCCAAGACAAUUGAUAAUGAUAUUUCGGUUAUUGACAAGUCAUUUGGUUUUGAUACUGCUGUAGAGGAGGCUCAACGUGCCAUCAACGCGGCCCAUGUUGAAGCUGAAAGUGCUGAAAAUGGUAUUGGUGUGGUGAAGCUGAUGGGUCGCUAUAGUGGGUUCAUUGCAAUGUAUGCUACCCUGGCUAGCAGAGAUGUGGAUUGCUGUUUGAUUCCAGAGUCACCUUUCUAUCUUGAAGGGCCGGGUGGGCUUCUUGAGUUUGUGGAGGGAAGACUCAAAGAAAGUGGGCACAUAGUUAUUGUGAUAGCAGAGGGAGCAGGACAGGAACUUCUUGCAGCUGAGACUUCAAGUGCUGCUGAAAGAGAUGCUUCAGGAAACAGGCUUCUCAAAGAUGUUGGUCUCUGGCUUUCUCAGAAAAUCAAGGAUUACUCUAAACGUCGAAACUUUCCAAUCAACCUUAAAUAUAUAGAUCCAACAUAUAUGAUCCGUGCAAUUCCAAGUAAUGCAUCUGACAAUGUGUAUUGCACAUUGCUUGCUCAAAGUACUGUGCAUGGAGCGAUGGCAGGGUUUACAGGCUUCAUAUGUGGGCUUGUCAAUGGCCGCCACACUUACAUCCCAUUCAAUCGCAUUAUUGAGCGGCACAACAAGGUUGUAAUCACUGAUAGGAUGUGGGCACGGCUUCUUUGUUCAACCAAUCAACCAAGCUUCAUGUGUCCAAUAGAGCUGGAAAAGGUCAAAAAUGAAGAGAAAUUGAGAGCACAACUGCUAGAUGGGGGUAACGUCAACACACCGGUACCUAAAACGCCAGAAUCGAAAUGAAGCCCAACAAGUAACGUUUGAGAUUAACCACUUUUUGUUCUACUUAUUCUACUUUUAGAAUAAUUGGUCUCUUGUAGGAAUAAUAAUUUGGAGGUUGCCAGUUGAUAUAUUGCAGUACCUCUAAAGUGGAUUGAGAACGAGAUACUAGAUUGUGAUAAUGUAUUUUCUUGUAUGUUACUUUUG